AAGAAGGCGAAGGAUACGGAUGACUACGGGUUGUACCUUCCGAAGGAGGCGCAGCACUACGGCGUGUCCAAGGCGUUGUCUUCCCCGCUCGAUCCGUCCAACGGUUUCGCGCUUCAGUUCGAAGCGCGCCAAGAAGAAGGGUUGGAAUGCGGUGGUGCGUACUUGAAGUACUUGAACGCCGACGAGUACGACGCGGAUUCGUUCGACGGAGACACGCCGUACACGGUGAUGUUUGGUCCGGAUAAGUGCGGCGGUACGAACAAGGUGCACGUCAUCUUCAAGCACAAGUCCCCGCUCGACGGCGAAGUCGAAGAGAAGCACUUGAAGAACCCGCCGCGCAUGCCGGUCGACGAGAAGGUGCAUCUCUACUCUUUGGAGGUCAACGAGGAUAACACGUACACCGUCUCCAUCGACGGCAAGGAGGAACGCACGGGCUCUCUGUUCGAGGACUUUGAGCCGCCGUUCAACCCGCCCAAGGAGAUUGACGAUCCCGAUGACAAGAAGCCCGAAGAUUGGGUCGAUGAAGACAAGAUUCCGGAUCCCAAGGCGAAGAAGCCGGCGGACUGGGACGAAGACGCUCCGGCGAUGAUUCCGGACAUGGACGCCGUCAAGCCGGAUGACUGGCUCGACGACGAACCGGCCCAAGUCGAAGACGAGGAAGCCGUCAUCCCCGAAGACUGGGACGUCGAAGAAGACGGUGACUGGGAAGCUCCGAUGGUGCCCAACCCGGCGUGCGCCGAAGUUUCUGGUUGCGGCGAGUGGACUCGUCCGGAAAAGCCCAACCCGGAGUACAAGGGCAAGUGGUACGCGCCGAUGAUCGACAACCCGAAGUACAAGGGCGAAUGGAAGCCGAAGCAAAUCGCGAACCCGAAGUUCUACGAAGACAAGACUCCAUUGGCGAACAUCGGUAAGAUUGGUGCCGUUGGUGUCGAAGUCUGGACCAUGUCCAAGGGCUUAGUGCUCGACAACAUUGUCGCCGACGAAGACAUCGCCGCCGUCAAGGCUUUCGGUAAGGAUGCGUUUGAGGCCAAGGCUGAAGCGGUGAACUCUGCCGUCGAAGCUCGUGAACAAGAAGCGAAGGCCAAGGCUGAC
Molecule: messenger RNA, 1092 nt
Organism: Ostreococcus lucimarinus CCE9901
Lineage: Eukaryota; Viridiplantae; Chlorophyta; Mamiellophyceae; Mamiellales; Bathycoccaceae
Exons: 1
Biological process (GO): protein folding
Cellular component (GO): endoplasmic reticulum membrane; endoplasmic reticulum
Molecular function (GO): calcium ion binding
Source: RefSeq, a predicted model, not a curated record